Caenorhabditis elegans is the source of this 1243-nucleotide messenger RNA. The record is from the annotation of a RefSeq genome assembly. Lineage: Eukaryota; Metazoa; Nematoda; Chromadorea; Rhabditida; Rhabditidae.
AUGAACACUACAUGUACCGCCGACUUUAGCAUUUUCGAGUACCCCCAAUUUCAGGCUACAGCAAUGCAUAUCAUCACUGUAAUAGUCACACCAUUCCACUUACUUGGGUUAUACUGUAUUGUAUAUAAAACUCCUGACCAAAUGAAAGGUGUAAAAUAGUACCUGUUGAACUUACACCUAACCGUUAUGGCAUUCGACUAUACGUUGACGUUCCUGACGGUUCCGUUUUUCUUGGCUACUAAGCUAGCAGGGUUUUCAAUGGGGAUUGUGAAAUACUUGGAUCUACCGUUUGUGAUACCAGCAUUAUUCCUGAUAUACUGUUUUGGACGUGAGUUUUUCAUGGGGGUAUUCAUGUAAUGACGAAAAAUGCUAAAAUGUAUUUUUCACAUUUUUUCCAAUAUUCAUAUGUGUAAAAAAAUGUUUAAAAAACGCGUGCAUUCAACAUUUUUAACAAGCGUUUUUAAAUGCAUGCGUUUUUGAAAAAUGUUACAUACAUACUUUUUAAUUCAGUAAUGUUCAUCGCUAUCGUUGCAAUAUUUCAAAACCGAUUUCAAGUCAUUUGCACCUUUUCCUGGAUGCCAAAAUGGCGAAAACAUGUGCAACCAUCAUUCCCACCAAAGAUGUAUAUAGUUCACGCUUGUCAGCUCGUCACAGUGUUCUUUUUUGUACCAGACCAGGAAAUUGCGAGAAAAGAUUUGUUUAAAGUAUAGAUUCUGAAUAGGUUUUUCUCAGAGUACCUUCAAUUCUGUAAUUCCAGAAUCUUCCCUGCCUACCCCGUGAAAUCUACGAAGCACCGAUCUAUGUCAUCGCUGACAACAUGACCUAUCAUCUGACAGUGAUGAUGUCUGGUGUUAUACUUGUCUCCGGUUAUAUCCUAUUCUUCCUCACAUGCCUCAUCCUGAACAGUCUCAAGCAGCUAAAGGAGAAUAAAAUGUCAGAGAAGACAUUUCGACUUCAGAAACAAUUUCUCAUCGCGAUUAUCGUGCAGAGUGGAGUCCCACUGUUAGUAUUUAUGAUCCCAAUUGCAUAUUAUGUAGUAGCAUUGUUGAACGAGUAUUACAUUCAAGGAACUACAAAUUUCAUGCUUGUCAUCGAGUCGUUACAUGGGUUAUUCUCAACAUUGGCCAUGUUGUAAUUUCACAAACCUUACCGUAAAGCAGUUACUGAGAUGUUCGUGAAAGUGAUUGAGCGGAAACAUAAAGAUUCUCAAGUCUAUCUGGUUACCAGGAGAACAGGCUCUUAG